AUGAGGAGGGGCGAUCCUAGAUUUUUGUUAUGUUAAUAUCAAUUACCUGAGGAAGCUGCGAGAGCAUUUACAGAAUUGGAUAACAAGAUUGUGUUGGGGAGAAUCUUUCUUUUUAUACCUGCGUUUAAAGAGGAUAAGGAAGAAUAAUUUAAAAUAGGAAUAAUAAUUAAACAAAGAGAAAAUCAUUUCCCAAGAAAAAAAUCUUCAUACAAAAAGUUUAAGAAAUAAUAAAUGCUUGAGACUUACUUAAUGAUACUACAUCAUAGAUUACUUUUUCUUAAUCCUAUUACGAUUAUUGAAGGAAUUUGUAAAAUAUACUCUUUUUGGUUAAAAAAGAAUCUUAUCUGA
Paramecium octaurelia is the source of this 348-nucleotide messenger RNA. The record is from the annotation of a GenBank genome assembly. Lineage: Eukaryota; Ciliophora; Oligohymenophorea; Peniculida; Parameciidae.